Messenger RNA from Musa acuminata AAA Group (dessert banana), 1395 nucleotides. Its product is annotated as interactor of constitutive active ROPs 4-like. The transcript has 3 exons. The record is from RefSeq and is a predicted model, not a curated record. Bases 208 to 1152 code for a protein of 314 amino acids. NCBI's taxonomy places the organism in Eukaryota, Viridiplantae, Streptophyta, Magnoliopsida, Zingiberales, Musaceae.
GGAUGAGCUACAGCUCAGCUGUGUUAAUGAAAGGGAACCUGCUGUGAUGAUGCCGCAGAUGCUGGUACUGGUAGGGCCACCUUCUUCCUGAGAAGCCAAUAAAAUCGAAUCAAAGAAGGUGAUGAAGAAAGGGAAGCGAGCUUUGUGAUUAGAGAUGAUAUUUCCAAGUGCCUGCCUUGAGGAUGCAGCAGGUACUGCCAUUUGUCGAUGCAGGUGUUGAAAAGUCAAAUACUGUGUUGCGUGUGUUAUACGAGCCGCGGGAAGUGUUUUGAUGGCGGGCAGAGCGUCGGUGUUCCUCAGCGGCUGUCACCGCUCGACCUGAAGACCACAGGCCGACAGCGUGCACCGCCAUGUCGCCCCGAAGUGUCCCCCCGUGCUGCGUUGCAAGUGAGGAAGAAAGGCACGAUGGUGGCCGACAAGAAGACCAGGCUGAGCACAGCCAGGGAGGAGCUCAAUGAAGAGAAACCUCAACGGGAGAACAAGUCGAUGGAUGCCUUUGAAGUAGUAUCGAGGGAAGAGGAGAAAAUGACAGCCAUUGAGAGAAGAAACGAUGAUGAGGACGACGCGGCGGUCGCUGCAGAGGAAGAGGAAAAGGAGAGCAAAGCAGUGGCGGUGCUUCCUGUGAGCCCGGUGGUAGACCACCUAAAGGUCAAGCUGUUGGAGAAGGAGAAGGAAGCGGAGAUUCUCGUGGUAGAGAAUGCGAUCUUGAAGACGAACGCCGAGGCGGAGGCGAAGAAGAUGGCGGGCGCAGCACGGGCAAAGGAAGCGGAGCUCAUGGCGAAGCUGGAGUCGACGGAGGAGCUCAAAGCGAGCAGAGCCAAAGCGGACCGGCUGGCGGAGCAGCUGGAGGCGGCGGAGGGGGCGAAGGCGGCGCUGGAGGCGGAGAUGAGGCGGCUGAGGGCGCAGACGGAGCAGUGGCGGAAGGCGGCGGAGGCGGGCGCCGCGGCGCUGGACGCGGAGGGGAGAAGCUGCGGGUCGAUGGACAAGCGCCUCGAGGCCUGGCACGUCGGUUGGGGGUCGCCACUGAUGGCAGGGGACAUGGACGACGACGGUGCUGGCGGGGCGGCGUGCGGCGGGAUAAUGAAGGGAGGCGGAGUUUGGACGGUGGUAGACAUUUGGAAGAAGAAGAAGAAGGGGGGACAGCAGCAAUGAAGCACGAGAGGGAAGAGUAGGGAGUGACUGCAUGGCUCAUCAUCACGCCGCCUUUUGCGUUCGUCUUCAUGUUGGUUGCAAAUUUCUGCGUUUAAGUGUGUUCUGUUUUAUUACCCUCUCCUUUUGGACACUUCAAAACUACAAUGAUCCAAAUACGAUCAACAAUAUGUAUUUGGAUCGUCUUCUCAUUUAGGCGAUCUGUGAGUCACAAAAAAGACUGAACAAAACAUAUGAUGCUUCCAA